Messenger RNA from Carlito syrichta (Philippine tarsier), 1764 nucleotides. RefSeq names its product squalene epoxidase (gene SQLE). NCBI's taxonomy places the organism in Eukaryota, Metazoa, Chordata, Mammalia, Primates, Tarsiidae. The record is from RefSeq and is a predicted model, not a curated record. Gene Ontology annotation, biological process: sterol biosynthetic process; cholesterol metabolic process. The transcript is spliced from 10 exons. Gene Ontology annotation, molecular function: squalene monooxygenase activity; flavin adenine dinucleotide binding. Gene Ontology annotation, cellular component: membrane; endoplasmic reticulum. The coding region runs from base 293 to 1432 and encodes 379 amino acids.
CAGAAAAGGAACCACAGUUUCAGAAACAACCUUAAUAGGAGCAGCUGCCUCUCCGUCACUGCUUCCUCAGAAUGAUCCAGAAGUUAUCGUCGUGGGCUCUGGUGUGCUUGGCUCUGCGUUGGCAGCAGUGCUUUCCAGAGAUGGAAGGAAGGUGACAGUCAUCGAGAGGGAUUUGAAAGAGCCUGACAGGAUAGUUGGCGAAUUCCUGCAGCCGGGUGGUUAUGGUGUCCUUCAAGACCUUGGUCUCGAAGAUACAGUGGAAGGCCUUGACGCCCAGAUUGUAAAUGGCUACAUGGUUCAUGACCAGGAAAGCAAGUCGGAGGUUCAGAUUCCUUUCCCUCUGUCAGACAACAACCAGGUGCGAAGUGGACGCGCUUUCCAUCAUGGAAGAUUUGUCAUGAAUCUCCGGAAGGCAGCCAUGGCAGAGCCCAAUACGAAGUUUAUCGAAGGCACUGUGCUGCAGUUGGUCGAGGAAGACGACGUCGUAAUGGGUGUUCAGUACAAGGACAGAGUGACUGGGGACAUCAAGGAGCUCCGUGCCCCGUUGACUGUCGUUGCAGACGGACUUUUCUCCAAGUUCAGGAAGAGCCUGAUCUCCAAUAAAGUGUCUAUUUCAUCUCAUUUUAUUGGCUUUCUUAUGACGAACGCGCCACAGUUUAAAGCAAAUCAUGCUGAACUUAUUUUAGCAAAUCCGAGUCCAGUUCUCAUCUACCAGAUUUCAUCCAGCGAAACACGAGUCCUUGUUGAUGUUCGAGGAGAGAUGCCAAGGAAUUUGAGAGAAUACAUAGCUGAAAAAAUUUACCCACAGAUACCUGAUCACCUGAAAGAGCCGUUUCUAGCAGCCACUGAGAAUUCCCGCUUGAGGUCCAUGCCAGCAAGCUUCCUGCCUCCUUCGACGGUGAACAAACGAGGGGUGCUGCUCCUGGGAGACGCGUUCAACAUGCGGCACCCGCUGACGGGCGGGGGCAUGACGGUGGCCUUGAAGGACGUGAAGCUGUGGAGGCGGCUGCUCGGGGCCAUCCCCGACCUCUACGACGAUGCGGCCGUCUUCCAGGCCAAAAAGUCCUUCUAUUGGGCCAGAAAAACGUCUCAUUCCUUUGUGGUGAACAUCCUCGCUCAGGCUCUCUACGAAUUGUUUUCUGCCACCGACGAGUCGCUGCAUCAACUAAGAAAAGCUUGUUUUCUGUACUUCAAACUUGGUGGCGAGUGUGUGGCGGGUCCCGUUGGGCUGCUGUCUGUGUUGUCCCCCAACCCCCUAGUGUUAAUCGGACACUUCUUUGCUGUUGCCAUCUAUGCCAUCUAUUUUUGCUUUAAAUCGGAACCUUGGAUCACAAAGCCCCGAGCCCUUCUCAGUAGCGGUGCUGUGUUGUACAGGGCGUGCUCUGUGAUAUUCCCUCUGAUCUACUCGGAGAUGAAGUACCUGGUGCAUUAAGCUGGAGGGCCGCGUUUGCGAACGGGUGUUUGGAACCCACGUCCUCAGAGGCUUCGGAAGCGCAUGUGUGCAGCACAGUGCGGCACGGCUUCUCCCGUGGAAACUCGGACCGAGGCUGGGCUAACUGGCUCCUGAAGCUUUUGUACAUAAACGUGUAAAUACAUGCUUUCAUUUGCAACUUAAAAUGAAAGGGUGAGAUAAGUUAGAUAUUUAAAGGAAAUGAUUUACCAUAAAUUAGUGCUGAUGCUGAGGAACUGCAAGCUUUCCUUUGAGGGUCGUGUUUGGGGUGAGUGGUUGGGGUGUGCAAAUAAAGCGAUGACCUUUCACGCCUG